This is a messenger RNA of Ceratina calcarata, 2878 nucleotides long. RefSeq names its product integrin beta-PS. Gene Ontology annotation, cellular component: focal adhesion; cell surface; integrin complex. Gene Ontology annotation, molecular function: integrin binding. Bases 66 to 2582 code for a protein of 838 amino acids. Gene Ontology annotation, biological process: integrin-mediated signaling pathway; cell adhesion mediated by integrin; cell migration. NCBI's taxonomy places the organism in Eukaryota, Metazoa, Arthropoda, Insecta, Hymenoptera, Apidae. The transcript is spliced from 14 exons. The record is from RefSeq and is a predicted model, not a curated record.
UAUCCGUACAAUUACUGUCUCUCUAUUUCAUUCUAAAGUAACAUUAAAAAAAAAAAACAGAAGCGAUGACUCGUUGGAUAUUUCUCUUCUGGAUUCAAUUAUUUACGGUAGUACUUUGCGAGUACAAAGAUUCGGAAAGCUUCUGCGCCGCACAGCAAACUUGCAAAUACUGUUUGCGAACUCCGCGCUGCGUUUGGUGCUCCACUCCGGUAUCUAAUCAGAAUGUGAGUGGUCCGCUGGUUCGCUGUGUCACGAGACAAAAAUUUUUGAACGAAGGCGAUCACUGGUGUAAAAAAUCGGAUGUGAUAGAUGCAGCUAGUACGAUGAUUUUGCUCGAAGAUCAGCCGCUGUCUUCUGCAAAAGGCAGAGAUCCUGUUCAAGUUCAACCUCAGCGAGUUCAAUUACGACUCCGGCGAGGAAAGUAUCAUUGUUUCUAUUUAAAAGAUAUUAGUUGCAAUCGACUGGUUCAAUCUACAGGCGAAGAAUACCGAUUGACCGUUAAGUACAGCCAAGCGGAGGAUUAUCCUGUGGACCUGUAUUACCUGAUGGACUUAUCGGCCUCCAUGGAACGUCACAAAGAUCAAUUAUCGAAACUGGGACUUCAACUUGCGGAAGCUAUGAGGAAGCUCACUUCGAACUUUCGUUUGGGAUUCGGCAGCUUUGUGGACAAGGUUGAACUGCCUAUGACCAGUACGCAACCGGAAAAAUUAAAAUCGCCAUGCACUUUGAGCGAAACGAAAAAACCUUGCGCCUCUCCUUAUGGUUACAAGAACCAGAUGCCUCUUACCGAGAACUUAAAAUCUUUCAAAAGUCGCGUACAAGAGGCACCAGUGUCUGGUAACUUGGAUUCGCCUGAGGGUGGUUUAGACGCGAUGAUGCAAGCUAUGGUUUGCACCAAGGAAAUUGGCUGGAGACAGAACGCUCGACGUCUCAUAGUUUUCUCAACGGAUGCCGGCUAUCAUAUCGCCGGUGAUGGUAAACUUGCGGGUAUCAUCGAACCGAAUGAUUGUCUUUGUCAUUUGGAUGAGAAAGGAUUUUAUACGCACUCGCUCCUUCAGGAUUACCCAUCCGUGUCUCAAAUUAACAAAAUAGCACGCGAGCGCAAUAUAAACAUCAUAUUCGCGGUUAUUGGUAAGAAGAAUUCGACUUAUCAGUCGUUGAGUCAAAGGAUUAGCGGCUCUUCUAUUGGAACUAUAGAACGUAAUUCCCAGAAUGUAGUUGCACUCGUCAGUGGGGAGUACGAGAAACUGGUUAACUCUAUAACAAUGACAGACGAUGCACCGAAAACGAUAGACGUGAAAUAUUUCUCGCGAUGUUUAGAAGAGAACGGUGAACUGAAGGAACGACGAGAGUGCGGAGGAUUACGAGUAGGAAAUAUCGUCGAAUUCGAAGUAACGUUGCAGGCGACUGAAUGUUCUGCGAAUUCUAACGAAUCGCAGACGAUUAUACAUAUUAAACCAAGAGGCUUAAAUGAAAGUUUGACCGUCGAUUUGAACAUUAUUUGCGAUUGCCCUUGCGAGCACCCAGGCCAUCCGGGAUACGUCGCGGAUUCGGAAGAUUGCAGAGGGAACGGCAGCCUAGUUUGCGGUGUAUGCUCGUGUAACUACGGGUUUUACGGGAAGCAGUGCGAAUGCGAGGGUAACGAAGCCGGGGCCGAGAGCACAGCUGCCAUGGCUGAUUGCAAGCCCGACAACGAGACUACGGAAAUCUGCAGCGGUCACGGUACCUGCAAAUGUGGCGUUUGCGAUUGUGCGAAGCGUCCGAAUCCGCAGGAAGUAUUCUACGGGAAAUACUGCGAGUGCGAUAAUUUCUCUUGCAAACGCAGCGGAGGCUUGGUUUGUGGCGGGCGCGGUAAAUGUGAAUGCGGUACUUGCAAUUGCUUGCCGGGUUGGGGCGGUGAAACAUGCGACUGCAAAGAGACGAAUAGCACAUGUAUGGCUAGUAACGGCGAGAACACAGAGAUUUGCAGCGGACGAGGUGACUGCGUUUGCGGUAGUUGCCUCUGUCAUGAAAAGGACAAUAUCCGAUACUCGGGGCAAUACUGCGAAGAAUGUCCUAUAUGUCCCGGACAACGAUGCGAGGAAUUGAAGAACUGCGUGGAAUGCGUGGUGCAUAAUGCCGGGCCUUACGCUGAAGGCGGAAAGUGCGACCAAUGUUUGCACCAAAUUGACAUUGUAAAGAAGGUGGAGGAAGAUCCGGAGAAAGAUCAAGAUACCGGAGCUCACGUUUGUCGAAUCACAGGCGACACUGGGUGCACGUUCGUGUUCAAGUACGAAUAUUACAGAGGCGGUAGUGGUGGAGAUAUUAAGAUAUUUAAUAUUAUCGCUGAGAAAGAGAGAACGUGUCCUAAGCCUAUUAAUGUUGUCGGUGUUGCCGUCGGAUUAAUAGUCAGCACCGUGAUCAUCGGUUUCUUGAUUCUUCUCGUUUGGAAAAUAUUGACUAUGAUUCACGACAAGCGGGAGUUUGCGAAAUUUGAAAAGGAACGAGCUAUGGCCAUAUGGAGAACGGGGGCGAAUCCGCUGUAUAAACAAGCCACUUCAACGUUUAACAAUCCGACGUUCCAAGCAGAUAAUAAGAAUUAAAUUUUAAAUGCAAUUUCGCGAGCGCAAGAUACAUAAAUAUUUUCCUACAAGCGCACGCUUACUUAGAUUGAACAUACGCAGUGUAUACACAUGUUCUGACAAGUAGCGCCGCAUGAGCGGAACAAGAAGACGCUAUCUUGGCUAAUUGCUUUGCAAGUAGACAAUGCUCUCAUCUGAUACCAAACAUACUGCUUACUUCGAGUUCACUUCAAAUAUUUAUUUUAAUAAAUUCGAUAAAUCGGUUUAUGACGUAGAUACAAACGAAGACUAAAGAAAUUAAAUUCAUGUAAGAAAUA